AGCAGUUUGCAAUGUAAAUCCGGCGGGUGUGCAGAAGACAUCAAAUGAAAUCAGCACCGUGCGCCCCGACAGCGCCGUUCCUGGCAAUCCAUUUCAAUAACGUACUACGUUACUGCCACCAAUAAAACUAAAUCCCCGCGUCACAGGAUCAACCCCUAUCAACCCCGGCGUGCGGCGUGAAUCGUGCGGCUAUGGAGAAGCUGGAAGAGUACCAGGGUUGGGCUGGACGGUGGCACCAGUGGCGGGAUGGGGCCCGGGAGCGGUACAACGGGUGGCGCGAGCGGCACCCCCGGGGCAUCGGCCAGUACGUGCUGGAUACGUUCUCGCUCGGUCCAUCGAACGCGGCGGCGGCUGGCGAAACCGUUGGCGGAGGUUCCCGGGGGGGCGAGUGGAACGAGAACACGGUCGACUUUUCGCACAUCUAUCGGCACAAAACUCGUCUGGAGCUGGUCCGCAUAUCAGCGGCAGUCAUGGGAAUCGAGUUUUCGUACGCUGCCGAGACGGCGUUCGUUUCACCGACAUUGCUGAAAAUAGGCGUCGAGCAUCAGCACAUGACCCUGGUCUGGUGUUUAUCGCCGUUGAUUGGCUUCUUUCUGACGCCGCUGUUCGGUUCGCUGAGCGACCACUGUCGCAGCAACCUUGGCCGGCGGCGACCGUUCAUCUUGCUCCUCUCGGUCGGUGUACUGCUGGGGCUGCUGCUGGUGCCGAACGGAGAGGAUCUCGGCUACGCGAUGGGCGACUUCAACGGCACUAACGCAACGGCGCUCGCCGCCGGAAACGACACCGGCAGUGUGGGCAACCCGUCACUCCCGGUACCACUGGCCCACCGAGCGACCGCGUCCGAGACAAAGUUGGAGGCACCGUCUGCAGCGGAACAGCCGGUCGCACACCGACCGCGUCACCCGUGGGGCAUCUUCUUCACCAUCGUCGGGACGAUGAUGCUCGACUUCAACGCGGAUGCCUGCCAGAGUCCGUCGCGGGCGUUCCUGUUGGACGUGACGAUCCCAGAGGACCAUGCGCGCGGCCUGUCCACCUUCACCAUCAUGGCGGGGCUGGGCGGAUUUAUGGGCUACUCGCUGGGCGGUAUCGACUGGGACAACACGUCGGUGGGUGUAGCGUUCGGGGGGCACGUGCGGGCCGUCUUCUCGCUCAUCACGAUCAUCUUCAUCGUGUGCGUCCUGUGCACCGUCACCAGUUUCAGCGAGAUCCCACUCUCGAUCCUGGAGCAGGAGCUCGAACGGCAGCCACCGCCACCAACGACGGCUUCCGUGCCGUCCGACGCCCCGUCGGAGUGCCAGAGCCGAGUGCUAGCCGAGCGGGGCGGCGACACAGAAUCGUACGGUGCCAUGGCCGAUCAAACGGGUGGCUUCGCCAACGAUGCCGGUCUGCAGCUGCCACCGAGCACCAAGCAGCGCCGAAACACGAUGCUUGCCCUGCCGCCGACUCAGCAUACCGUGCCGAUCAAGUCUUCAUCGUCCUACGACGUGUUGCCUGGUGGUAACUUUGCCGAGACAAGCUUCAACCGUAGCGCGACGAAGUCGCCUGAAGGGGGCCACGGAACAUUGGCACCCGGUGGUGCGCUGGCUGCUGAUGACUGCCCCCCGGCCGCUACCCUAGCCACGUACCUGAUGUCUAUCGUCUACAUGCCGCACUCGCUGCGGAUGCUGUGCCUGACCAAUCUGUUCUGCUGGAUGGCCCAUGUCUGCUACUCGCUCUACUUUACCGACUUUGUCGGCGAGGCCGUCUUCCGGGGUGAUCCGAAGGCCCUGGACGGUACCGAGGAGUACUUGCUGUACGAAGCGGGCGUUCGUUUCGGGUGCUGGGGCAUGGCGAUGUACUCGCUGUCCUGCGCGUGCUACUCGCUGCUGAUCGAGCGUCUGAUCCAGCGGUUCCGGGCACGCCGCGUCUACGUCGGUGGGUUGCUCUUCUACUGCUGCGGCAUGACGUUGAUGGCGCUUUCCAAGCACCGGGUCGGUGUCAUCGUGUUCAGCUGGACCGCUGGCGUCAUGUACUCGACCCUCUUCACCAUGCCGUACCUGCUAGUGGCUCACUACCACCUGGAAGGAAAAUUCGAGGUCGAGGACGCGGGAGUGGUGAAGCAGCAGUCGAACGUGGCCGUCCGAGGGCUUGGUACGGAUGUGGCCAUCGUCAGCAGUAUGGUGUUUCUGGCACAGUUCGUACUGUCCAUCUGCAUGGGCUCGAUCGUUACCUGGACCGGCACAACGACGACCGUAGUCGCCGUGGCCGCACUACUCAGCUUCUGCGGGGCACUGGCGGCGACGCAAGUCAUGUAUUUAGAUUUAUAAAACACACAUUCCAAACCGGCUAGGCCUCUAUUUCACCGUACUCGGUAUCGUGUUCGUUAUUCGUCUACCCUGUGACUGCCGUCACUGUUAUCCCUAUUCAAAUGCCGCGUUGUGUAUGUGUGUUUAUGCUUAUAGGCUGAUGAAUCUGUGAAGCAAUACGCAACGCUUCCUCUCUCUCUCAGUACAAUGUUCAUAGCCCACCCGAAAACAAAAACUAUACGCUAUACGACACUACUUACUAAUAAAUGGUAGUUACUAUCAAUGAUGCGCCUACUCAACUAACCAAGCAUACGUCUUUUUGCUUUAUUGAUGUUUAAUCUGUGCACCUACACCAUCGUUGAGGAAAGAACUGCAUGAAAUAUAAAACAACCAAACACUUUAGACUGCCUCUUGGACAAAGAGUUGUUUGAAUGAAAUAACAUCUGAAAUAACAUCAAUCAAAAUCUGGAAUGGCUGAAAGUAUUAGAUAAAUUAUUAAAGAAAAAUCCCAAUCCGUUCUGCUUUAGCAAGCCUUAGGCGUCAGCAAACGACGAAAAGCAUCACGAGGCAGAGGCCGAAACUCCUAAUUAGAUCAACUUAUGCAAUCAGUUCGGAUAGUUUUUUUUUAAUCUUGGAAGAACGGACCGGGCCGUAUUUAUAGUUCGGAUAGUUAUUAAGUUAAAAUACAGUUUGUGGUUGUUAAGUUUGAGUCAUUUCGUAUUUCAUUUCAUUUCAA
Messenger RNA from Anopheles cruzii, 3021 nucleotides. RefSeq names its product proton-associated sugar transporter A (gene lovit). Gene Ontology annotation, cellular component: membrane. Gene Ontology annotation, molecular function: sucrose:proton symporter activity. The transcript has 4 exons. Lineage: Eukaryota; Metazoa; Arthropoda; Insecta; Diptera; Culicidae. Bases 192 to 2306 code for a protein of 704 amino acids. The record is from RefSeq and is a predicted model, not a curated record.